Messenger RNA from Daldinia childiae, 1467 nucleotides. RefSeq names its product Lipoamide acyltransferase component of branched-chain alpha-keto acid dehydrogenase complex, mitochondrial. The transcript has 2 exons. Gene Ontology annotation, molecular function: acetyltransferase activity; lipoic acid binding. NCBI's taxonomy places the organism in Eukaryota, Fungi, Ascomycota, Sordariomycetes, Xylariales, Hypoxylaceae. The record is from RefSeq and is a predicted model, not a curated record. The coding region runs from base 1 to 1467 and encodes 488 amino acids. Gene Ontology annotation, cellular component: cytoplasm; mitochondrion.
AUGUUUCUUCACCGUAGUUCUCGCGCAAUUCGCCAUCAAUGGCGACUAUGCCGGGGUCUAAAUCGCACUCCCGAGUCCCAAGUCCGCGCUGCCCUAAUAAGAGGCUUUCAUGCGAGCAGGAAUCUGCAGGUCGUGAAGCCCGUCCUCCUUGCUGAUAUCGGCGAAGGUAUUGUGGAGUGCGAAAUCAUACAAUGGUUUGUCGAACCCAAUGCCCGAGUCGAGGAGUUCUCACCCCUGUGCGAGGUCCAGAGCGAUAAAGCCUCGGUCGAGAUCACAAGUCGCUUCUCGGGUGUUGUGAAGAAGCUAUAUUACGAGGCCGGCGAAAUGGCGAAAGUAGGCAAACCGUUCGUGGAUAUUGAUAUACAAGGUGGCGCGAGUCAGGAAGCAUUGGACGCUCUUACCACCCCUGAGUCUUCAAGAGAAGGAGCCUCGGAGCCGUUAAACAAGGAGUCAUUAAGCAACCCUCCUCAGAGUCAAGAUACUAUAGAUAAGGCAGUCGAGCCCAAGUCCCAGCCACCUCCGGUAAAGAAGGGGAAGUAUGCAUCUCUAGCAACUCCAGCGGUUCGACAUCGGUUAAAAGAACUAAAUAUUGAUAUAAUGGAAGUUGAGGGAACAGGGAAAGAUGGUAGAGUCCUAAAAGAAGAUAUCUAUAAAUUUGUUGAAAAGAGAGAUUCUCCUACGCAACCAUCUCAACCAACGAGUUUAUUUCCAGGCAUACCGCCGGAGACGGAGAAACAAACUGAGACCGCUAUACAACUGACGAAUACGCAACAACAAAUGUUUAAGACUAUGACUCGGUCUUUAGCCAUACCGCACUUCCUCUACGCGGACGAGAUCGACUUCUCUCAGCUAGUUGAGUUACGCCGGCGGCUUAACAAGGUUGUAUCGGAAUCUUCAACUGACGGACAGUUAUCAAAAUUAACCUAUUUACCUUUUAUCGUAAAAGCAGUCUCCAUAGCGUUACAUCAGUAUCCUAUACUAAAUGCUCGCGUCGACGUGGACCCCGAGACCUCUAAACCGAGGCUGGUUCACCGCAGUCAGCACAAUAUCGGCGUCGCUAUGGAUACCCCCUCAGGGCUUAUAGUUCCCGUAAUCAAGAAUGCUGGAGCGAAGAGCAUCCUCUCUAUAGCUGCAGAGUUAUCACGUCUGCAAUCGCUAGCUGCGGCUGGCAAGCUUUCGCCGCAGGACUUGAGCGGAGGUACUAUUACCGUUUCCAACAUAGGCAACAUCGGCGGUACAUAUGUCUCUCCGGUCAUCGUGGAGAAGGAAGUGGCGAUUCUGGGCGUGGGACGCAUGCGAACUGUCCCAGCCUUCGAUGAUCAGGAUAAUGUCGUCAAGAAGCAGGUCUGCAACUUCAGCUGGUGCGCCGAUCAUCGUGUCGUGGACGGCGCAACGAUGGCGCGAGCCGCUGAGGUCGUGCGAAAGAUCGUAGAGGAACCAGAUAUUAUGGUUCUGCAUCUGCGAUAG